CCGACGACAGCCCAGCGCGGGGCGGGGUUAGGUGGAGGGGGCCUGAGUCGGAUUCGGCGCAGGCGCAUUCCGCGCGGGUUCUCUCGCACGCGUAAGGGGUGCGAGCGCCGGCGGCCAUGGACGACGAGGAGGAGACGUACCGGCUCUGGAAAAUCCGCAAGACCAUCAUGCAGCUGUGCCACGACCGUGGCUACCUGGUGACCCAGGACGAGCUUGACCAGACCCUGGAGGAGUUCAAAGCCCAAUUUGGGGACAAGCCGAGUGAGGGGCGGCCGCGGCGCACGGACCUCACCGUGCUGGUGGCCCACAACGAUGACCCCACCGACCAGAUGUUUGUGUUCUUUCCAGAGGAGCCCAAGGUGGGCAUCAAGACCAUCAAGGUGUACUGCCAGCGCAUGCAGGAGGAGAACAUCACGCGGGCCCUCAUCGUGGUGCAGCAGGGCAUGACACCCUCCGCCAAGCAGUCCCUGGUCGACAUGGCCCCCAAGUACAUCCUGGAGCAGUUUCUGCAGCAGGAGCUGCUCAUCAACAUCACGGAGCACGAGCUAGUCCCUGAGCACGUCGUCAUGACCAAGGAGGAGGUGACAGAGCUGCUGGCCCGAUAUAAGCUCCGAGAGAACCAGCUGCCCAGGAUCCAGGCGGGGGACCCUGUGGCGCGCUACUUUGGGAUAAAGCGUGGGCAGGUGGUGAAGAUCAUCCGGCCCAGUGAGACGGCGGGCAGGUACAUCACCUACCGGCUGGUGCAGUAGCUGCCACCUGACAGCCCCUAGAGGCGGACACACAGGCAGUGACCCCCAUCCCUGCAGGACGAACGCCCCUGCCCUGCCAGAAUCCGGCCCCCCAGCUCUCCUGGCUGCUGCUCCUCUGGACUCCCCAAGGCAGGUGGCCUCCACCCAAGUUCUCCUGUCCUGGGGUGAGGCUUCCUGUGGCCCAGCUCGCCCCAUUCACCUGUGGAUUUGUGCGAGAUGCAGCCUCAGAAGGGACAAGGCCCCCAGAGUGGGGGCAGCUGGUGCCGGGUCCUCACCCAGACCACGCUGGGUCCCCUGUGUUGGCGGUUUGGGGUCUGGGUCUCCCACCAGCCACUGCUUCCUUCUGGGCUGUCAGCCUUCCACCCCUCGUCUUCCCUCCCUCGGGGGCCCUGAUGCGUGGUGGUCCCCGCCCAGCCUUGGCUCCUUACUCACAGCCGUGCACGCGCUCAAGCCACCAGGGUGCAGGAUUCCAGCCCUGGACUUCAGUUGUUGUAGGAGGUUGGGUGUUUUCAAACGUUAAAGAUGUUUUGAGCAAAUAAAUUUGCUUGAUAGAGAAACCAGGCUGACUAA
Nomascus leucogenys (northern white-cheeked gibbon) is the source of this 1319-nucleotide messenger RNA. RefSeq names its product RNA polymerase II, I and III subunit E (gene POLR2E). Gene Ontology annotation, cellular component: RNA polymerase III complex; RNA polymerase II, core complex; RNA polymerase I complex. Gene Ontology annotation, molecular function: DNA binding; DNA-directed RNA polymerase activity. The record is from RefSeq and is a predicted model, not a curated record. Gene Ontology annotation, biological process: DNA-templated transcription. Lineage: Eukaryota; Metazoa; Chordata; Mammalia; Primates; Hylobatidae.